Messenger RNA from Tetranychus urticae (two-spotted spider mite), 2658 nucleotides. It is a transcript of the gene Pi4KIIalpha, whose product is annotated as phosphatidylinositol 4-kinase II alpha. The record is from RefSeq and is a predicted model, not a curated record. Gene Ontology annotation, biological process: Golgi organization; endosome organization; phosphatidylinositol phosphate biosynthetic process. NCBI's taxonomy places the organism in Eukaryota, Metazoa, Arthropoda, Arachnida, Trombidiformes, Tetranychidae. Gene Ontology annotation, cellular component: trans-Golgi network; lysosomal membrane; endosome. Gene Ontology annotation, molecular function: 1-phosphatidylinositol 4-kinase activity.
AAAAAACUCCUCUCUUUUAUUAAUAAAUAUCUAUUGUAAAGUUUGUGUGAUUUCCACUGUGUUUUUAUUUUGCUUAUUAAAAUAUUUCAAUUAGGUUAAAAUUAAUUUCCCUGAUCUGUUCAAUAACGUGAAAUCUUUGCCCUUUUCUCUACAAUUACCAUCCGUGAUGCUCUAAGUUUCUUUAAAGAGUCUGAUGUGCAAUUCAACAAGCCUAAAACAAUCUUAUGUUGACUAGAAAACCAUAACAGUGAAUUUUUUAAAUUUAAGGUUUUGUGAGAGAGAGGGGAAUAGAUUAGAAUUGAAGAAGACAAAGAGAGAGGUGAGAGAAGAAAGGUAUUGUGAAAAGAUUGAAGAAAGAGAAAAACAAGGAGAAAUAGAAAGGUGAGAAGAAAGGAUAAGAGAGAGAAAGAGAGAUAAGCGUAUGUGAGAGAGAAAGAAGGAGAGAUAGAAAUUUGAGACUGAAAUAAAGGAUGUCAAAUGAAAGCAAUGAGAAUGAGAAUGGUGAAUGUUUCAGUUCCCCUCAAGAUGAAACACAGUUGAAGGCUUUUGGCUUGGAAGAGAGUAGUGAAGAGAUUUGUGAUAAUAAUUGUCUUUUACCUGAUGUAACUGUUGUUAAAUCAAACAAAUCAACCAGCUUAACAUCUCAAAGUGAAAGAGAAUUGAGAGAAUCUCAGCCCUUAUUGAAAAGAAUGGAUCCUGAUGUUGUUUCCAUAAACAAUGUGUUCGCCGAUGAUCCAGAAUUUACAUCAAUAGUCAAAGAAGCUGAGACUGCCAUUGAAGCUGCUAUCUAUCCGGAAAGGAUUUCAAAAGGAUCAAGUGGAUCUUAUUUUGUCAGAAAUUGCCAACUGAAAAGAAUAGGUGUGUUCAAACCCAAGGAUGAGGAACCAUACGGAAGGCUAAAUCCUAAAUGGACCAAAUGGAUGCACAAAUUGUGUUGUCCUUGCUGUUUCGGCAGAAGCUGCCUAGUCCCAAAUCAAGGCUACCUUUCGGAAGCCGGAGCUUCACUUGUUGACCAAAAGUUACAACUAAAUAUAGUCCCUAAAACGAAAGUUAUCAAGUUAGCAAGUAAAACUUUUAAUUACACAGCAAUUGACAGAGCCAAAGCACGUACCAAACAAAACCUUUCUGAAAGAUAUCCUAACUUGGGCAGACGCUUCAACAGAAUCGGUUUACCGACCAAGGUUGGCUCAUUUCAAUUAUAUGUACAUGGCUACGAAGAUGCAUCAGUAAUGCUUAGACAAUUUAUGGAUAACCCAUUGCCUGAAAGUGUCCAGCGAGAGUUUCAACUACAAUUUGAAAGAUUAGUUGUUUUAGAUUAUAUAAUCAGGAAUACUGAUAGAAAUCAUGAUAAUUGGCUGAUUAAAUACAAUAAGCCCGAUGAAAAAAAAGGUUCAGAAUCAUGGAAUCAAAAAAAGGAACCUUCUGUCAAAAUAGCAGCCAUCGACAAUGGUUUAGCCUUUCCUUUCAAACAUCCAGAUGAAUGGAGAGCUUAUCCUUACCAUUGGGCUUGGUUACCUUACUCUAAAGUUCCUUUCUCUAAAGAGAUUAAAGACCUUAUUCUGCCUCAACUAUCAGAUAUGAAUUACGUUCAAGAGCUUUGUGAUGAGAUGUAUGAACUUUUCAAAACUGAUAAAGGAUUCGACCGAAAUCUUUAUGAAAAACAAAUGUCAGUUAUGAGAGGACAGAUUCUCAAUCUGACUCAAGCUUUGAAGGAAGACAAAAGUCCGGCUCAGCUCGUUCAAAUGCCUGCUGUACUUGUUGAAAGGUGUCGAGAAACUCCCGGAGGUAACCAUAAAAAAAGAAUAAGAGUAAUGGCUGACCAAUUUACUCAAAGAUUCCAAAAUCGAGCUCCUUUCUUUUCAUGGUGCUGAUCUAUAAAUAUUUUGAGUGUGAUAUAUUCAAGAUUGUUGUAACAUAAGCAUUUGCAUUCAUGUACGCGAAAGCGUAUCUUGGACUAAAUUUCAACCACUAAUUCAUUCAAGAUGAUAAUCAGCUAUUAAAUUCCAUCAUAAUCACAUCCAAUCAUGUUUUCCGUCUAACGAAAUUUGAAAUGUGACUCAAAUUAUCCAAAAUGAAUAAAUUAUGGAAGUAUCUUCAAACAUUUGCACAAAAAAUUGCAUUCCAAUCACGAAAAUUAAGGGAACAAAUUAAUUUUGUGGUAAAGAAUAACCCAUCGCUAUGAAAAAGCAACUGGAAGGAUCUCUUUUCAAAACUAAUUUGUGGACAUUUCGUUUAAUAUCAAGUGUUUUAUUAUCAAAGAAAUGUACCUUUCUGUGUGUUGGAUAAAAACAAAAAUCAAAGCCCAUCACAAGUUCUUACCAUUGUAAAAUACGUUUAAUUUUUAUUGUCAAUCAAAAGUGAAAUUUUUUUCCUUCUGUGAUACUCUCAAACAUAGAUAAAUGAAGAAGAUAAAAUCAUCAAUGCUAAUUAUCUUGUCAUCACUCUCUUCUCCAUUUGACAUUGAUAUCAAAUUGUUCAUCCAACGAAACAAAACUAAAAAUGUAACCCAAAAUUUUUUUAAAACAAAAAUUCUCUCACUCUUAAUUGUAAAUCAAUGCAUCAGCUUAUUGUCUUAUUAUCCUUUACUGCUAUUGCUAUCUGCUUAUCCUUACAUGCUCAAGGAUUAAUUAAAUCAAAAGUAAAUUUAUUUCAUUUUUA